AUGGCGAGACAGCGCAACUCUCGCGGUGGCGCUUCCUCCUCCAACGGCGGUCGCAGCGGCGGUCGUCGUGGCGGCAACGACUCUUCAGCACCCUUCUCCUCCGCCGCCUACUCUUCCGGUUCCAAGUCGCGCCGCACAGCCCGCUCUUCUGGCAAGGGCACCAACAACGAUGCACCAAAAGGUCUGCAUGACGUCUACGACUUUGCACAGGCUUCCACUUCGACCCAGAGCAGGGGCUCACGACGCGCUCUGGCGGGUAUGCAAGCGGACGACUAUGCCGACUUGCCGUCCAAGGCCAAGGGCAAACAGGCGAGGCGUCGCACGGAUGACGAUGACGAUGAUGAGGACGAGGAGAGCGAUGACAGCGAUGCAGGGCCGAUCGGGCCAAAGGUGUUCGACUCGGAGGACGAGCUGAAUGCGGGCAUCGAGGGCAGCGACGAGGAGCUCGAUUCGGAUGAAGCAUUUGGUGAAAGUGACGAAGAAAAGUUUGAUGGGUGGACGUUCGGUAAGGGGGCUAAGAGCAAGCGCAAGUCUGGCGACUCUGACGACGAGGAAGAGGAGGAAGAAGAGGAGGAAGACGGUGAGGACGACGGUGGCAUGAUGGAUCUCUCCCGCAUGCUCGAUUCUGCCUCAGAGUCCGACGAGGACGACGAAGACGACAACGCAUCCGACGACGACAACGACCAGAGCAGCAGCAAGCUCGCCAAGCACAUCGAGUCGUUCGCCGCUGCCGGCUCCAAACGCAACGCCACCGCCGACUCUGACGCCGGCUCCGACGCAGAGCCCUCCACCAAGCGCUCUCGCCGCGUCCUAUCCGAGCGCACCGAGGCGAUUCCCGAAACCGAGUUCGCCGCCGCCCAUUCGGGCUCCACUUUGCGUCUCGAAGACUUCAUGAACCCGCUCUCGUCCAAUGUCGACUUUGCUGACAUCCGCAAGUCCACCAAGCUCCUGUCCAAUCCCAAGUCGUCUUCCACCACCGCUCCCUCUGCAUCCCGCAAAGGCGGAGGAGCGCUCUCGGCUCCGCUUCCGUCCGUGGUCCAAGACCGACUCGACCGACAAGGUGCCUACUCCACAACACGCGACGAAGUUGCCGGCUGGCAGCCUACGAUCAACCGUCUGCGCGAUGCCGAACACCUCUCCUUCCCGCUCCAAAAACCCGCCGUCACGCAACCGUCCACCUCUGGGCUCGUCGCCACCUUUACCCCGGACGCCGGGAUGGAAGCGUCCAUCGCGGCGAUGCUGACCGAGGGCGGGCUGACCGAGUCGCAGCUCGCAGCACAAGAGGAACUGGCCAUGAACAAGCUCGACCCGUCCGAAGCACGAGCGAGGCGGGACGAGCUGCGGAGGAUGCGAAUGCUUCUCUUCCGUGCAGAACAAAAAGCGAAGCGCGUGAGCAAAAUCAAGUCCAAGGCGUACCGCAAGAUCCACAGGAAGGAAAAGGAGAGGUUGAAGGAGCAGAUGAAGGAGCUGGAUUCGGAUCAGGAGGACGAAGACGAGGAAGAAGGGAUGGAGGAGAGGUUGAAGGCCGAGAGAGAUCGAGCGAGGGAGAGGGCCACGUUGAAGCAUAAGAACACGUCCAAGUGGGCCAAGAAUAUCUUGAGUGGCAGACACGGCGAGCAUAAUCAGGAGGCGAGGAACGAACUGGAUGCGCAAUUGCGGAGAGGGGCCGAGUUGAGGAGCAAGAUCGAGGCGAGGGAGGUGGGUGAGGAGUCGGAGUCGGAGGAAGAUACGGAGGACGAUGAGAGGGAGGAUGCCCAGGUAAUGGGGGAUGCGUUUGACGAGCUGGCUGCGCUGGAGGCCAAGGAAGAGGGGAAGCGCAGGAGGGACGAGGAGGAGUUCGAGCGGGUAGGCGGGAAGAAGGGGGUGUACAACAUGAAGUUUAUGAAGGACGCGAGGGAGCGGCAGUAUGCCCAGGUGAGGGGCGAGGUGGAUGACUUUGUGACCGAGAUGCAGGGGCUGGGUGCCCAGGAGGAAGAAGGAGACAGCGACGAGGAUAAAGGGGAGACGGUGAUCGCGAGGCGAGAACCUGAAGGGGGGUCUUCGGUGUACGUUCAGGGCAACAAGGGUCGUGCGAUGUACGGCGCCACUCCCGGUGCUACCAUCUCCACGCCCGCCGUGCAGAAGCAGAAACCCUCCGCCGGCAAAGAGGAUCUGCCACAGCCUUCAAAGAAGCCAUCCUCCGCCAACGGCACCAACAGCAACAUCGAGAUCGAUCCCGCCUCGACGCUCACCAAGUCCAAGUCUCGCACCACCAAACCCAGCCUCUCCACCGCUCAGCCCGCCUCGGACGACGAGGACGCCAACCCCUGGCUGACCAUCUCCUCGGACGGCAAAGCCACCCUCUCGCGCAAGAAGAACGACUCCUCCCUGUCGACCAACUCGACCUCGGCAGCCGCAGCAUCCAAGUCGGCGCUGCGCGCGUCCAAAUCCGCGUCCAAGAGCGCCUCGUCCAUCGCGGCGCGCAAGAACGACGAGGCGAUCUCGAUCGAUCUUUCCUCACGCCUUCACGAUGAUGACGAUAGCGACGGGGAGGCCGUCCAGCCUUCGACGGUUGUGCCCACUCUCUCGAAAAAAGCGGCGCAGCGGGGUGGAGCCAUGUCUGCUAUCCAACAGCGUUCCCUGGUCGCCGACGCCUUUGCCACAGACGACGUCGUUUCGGAAUUCGCCGCCGAAAAAGCGGCCACCAUCGACGCCGAUGCGACGAAAACCAUCGACACGCGUCUUCCCGGUUGGGGCGCUUGGACGGGCAAAGGCGUCCGUUCCCGUCCCACCAAACCCAAGCACAUGCGUACCAUCCAAGGCGUCGACGCGGACAAACGCAAAGAUGCCGGAAUGGCCCACGUGAUCAUCAGCGAACGAAGGGACAAGAAACAGGACAAGUUCCGCGCGAAAGACCUGCCCUAUCCGUACACGAGCGUCGCCCAGUACGAAGCGGCCAUGCGACAGCCGUUGGGUAAGGAGUGGAAUACGCGCAUCGAGACGCAGAGGCUGAAUUUGCCUAGGGUCACGAAGGUUCCCGGUAAAGUGAUUGCUCCUGUUCGAAGAAAGUUCUAG
Messenger RNA from Kalmanozyma brasiliensis GHG001, 3054 nucleotides. RefSeq names its product Small-subunit processome, Utp14. Gene Ontology annotation, cellular component: nucleolus; small-subunit processome. NCBI's taxonomy places the organism in Eukaryota, Fungi, Basidiomycota, Ustilaginomycetes, Ustilaginales. The transcript has a single exon. The record is from RefSeq and is a predicted model, not a curated record. Gene Ontology annotation, biological process: rRNA processing. Bases 1 to 3054 code for a protein of 1017 amino acids.